UAAUUUCUCUAAUAUUAUGUUUAAUGUACUAGUUUAUUGAAUCAAACAAAAGGGUUCUUCACGCUUUCUCCAAAGCAGCUUCCUUGUGUUUAAUUCAUUUGUGAAGUAAACGGAGAGAUGAAUUAAAUUGUUGUUUUUGGUUUUGCGGGCAGGCGUUGGAUUGAAAAAGUUAUAUUGGGUUUUUUUUGUGGGCGAGAAUGGCUUCAUCUUCUUCCGUUAUAAGCCCAGAAGAUGUUUUGGAGUCUUUGAUGAAUGAUGGUACUUUUGAUUCUCUUAGAUUGAAGAUCAUCAAUCAGCUCAAAGCCAAUGAAGAGCUAAAGAGUACGACCAUUAAAAUGGCUGAACAGAGUAAAGUUCUUAAUACCCCUGGGGCAGAAAAACAGACCAAAAGAGAGCUCUUUGAUGCACUUCGCCAGGAACUUGAAGCCCCUGUGCUUGAGAAGGCGUCAAAAUCGGUUUGGGAGUUAAUUCUGGACAACAAUGGGCUAGGAAAGGAAAUAAAUGAGACAGUUGAAAAGGUAUUUUGUAGAUUAAGUGGCAGUGAACCUCCGUUAUUUCCUCCAAGUGUUGAGUCUCAACCUGAUAAAGUAACUGAGAAUGAGAAAAGAAAUGUAAAAGGAAAAGGAAAAGGAAAAGCAAAGGAACAUGAAGAUGAAAAGGAGGGUUCGAACUCUAAAUUAAAGAAAAGGAGUUUCAUCGAGAUGAAUGACGGNAAAAGAGAGCUCUUUGAUGCACUUCGCCAGGAACUUGAAGCCCCUGUGCUUGAGAAGGCGUCAAAAUCGGUUUGGGAGUUAAUUCUGGACAACAAUGGGCUAGGAAAGGAAAUAAAUGAGACAGUUGAAAAGGUAUUUUGUAGAUUAAGUGGCAGUGAACCUCCGUUAUUUCCUCCAAGUGUUGAGUCUCAACCUGAUAAAGGAACUGAGAAUGAGAAAAGAAAAGGAAAAGGAAAAGGAAAAGGAAAAGCAAAGGAACAUGAAGAUGAAAAGGAGGGUUCGAACUCUAAAUUAAAGAAAAGGAGUUUCAUCGAGAUGAAUGACGAGGGGGGGGUUGAUGAAGUUGUGAAGGAUCUGACGUCCCCUGGGGUGUAGUGAUAGAAUGUAAGUAACACAUUUUAAGUUUGAAGAUACGAGGGGCCAU
Molecule: messenger RNA, 1137 nt
Organism: Pistacia vera
Lineage: Eukaryota; Viridiplantae; Streptophyta; Magnoliopsida; Sapindales; Anacardiaceae
Source: RefSeq, a predicted model, not a curated record